CGCUUGCGACUGGGCUGACGCUUGCGGCCGGCCAUCGAGCUCAAAAACCGGCCUGCCCGCAGCCUCCUGCAGGCAUCUGAUCCCGCCCAGCGCACUGCGAGCCAUGCUGCCACCGGCUCGUCUCUUGCCUCGUCUGAGGCUCUGUUCCAGCCAAGCCCGGCCUCGGGCGUCCUUCUCAACAGCAUCCGGUGCCCUCUUAGGGCCGUCGUCGCCCGGCCGCCUCGCUUUCCUGGAGUUGAAUGCAUCGCAUCCCGAGCCCCCUGGAGAGCUCGAGCUGUUUGUGGAGCCGUCGUUUCUAUCGCCCGAAGAGCAGGAGCGACUUGCCAAACUCUGCAACCGCAAGCUGAAGCGGCUCUGCCGCGACGGCUAUCAGGACGGACAUUACGACGGAGUCAUCAAAGGCUACAAGGAGUGCACCAUUUCGGGAUGGAAUCCAGAUCUGUCAUCGUCGACAUCAGAUAACCAAGACGAUAUCUGGUGCAGAGAGAUCAUCGGCCGAGCAGAACGAAGAAUCGAGCAAGUUGUGGGCGAACAGCGAAAGCGAUGGAUGGAUCCGCACCUUCUUGAGCUUCGAGACGGCAACAGCGGCAUUGGUGCCCAUGUCGAUCAUCUAACGGCUUCGGGUCGGAUCGUAGCAGGGAUCUGUCUUCUGACACCGGCUGUCAUGAUCUUCCGGAGAAGGGACACUCCAUCAAAGCACUUCAAGACCCUGCUGAUGCCCGGAUGUCUGUACUUUCAAAGGGAUUCGGUUCGUUACAACUACACUCACGAAAUACCCAUCGAUGGUGCCGAGCACACCUUCCACGGCAAGGAGAUCGAGCGACACCGACGGAUUGUUGUUCUCAUGCGCGACGCUCUUUCGACCAGACAACCCGGCCAACGAUGAGCAGGCGGUGCGCUUGAUCCGAGACGGACAUUGGAGUGUAUUUAGGCAACGGCCUUAAAGCGAUCG
Polychytrium aggregatum is the source of this 952-nucleotide messenger RNA. RefSeq lists its product as uncharacterized. The coding region runs from base 104 to 886 and encodes 260 amino acids. Gene Ontology annotation, biological process: fatty acid metabolic process; DNA damage response. Lineage: Eukaryota; Fungi; Chytridiomycota; Chytridiomycetes; Polychytriales. The transcript has 3 exons. Gene Ontology annotation, cellular component: mitochondrial matrix. The record is from RefSeq and is a predicted model, not a curated record.